AUGGCGGAUUCCAGUUGGUUUCGGUUUGGUCAGCGCUCUUGUGCACCUAACGCUCCCCGAUCGCCAACAUCACCUGGACGCGGCCCGACUCGAGUUCCCAGCCACCCAAGCCUAACCAGCCGUUCUUCCUUUUCCCACGUGCCUCACAUUGGCAGCAGUGAUACUAGCUUGCUGGUCCGCGAGCAGGACAAAAUAUGGCACAGCCCGUCACUAAAUCAGAUGGUCGACGGUCUCCAAGUAGUUAUCAUGAUCAAUCGCCAUUCCGAACGACACUCGAGUUUCCUUGAUGCGACCCAAGGCAUAUUACAGCCGAUUCCUGUCGAGUACAACUCUCACAUUCUACACCUCAUUGAAGGAUUCGUUGAUGCCCAGGAGCGAAUUCGUAAAGUUGAUAUUGAUCGUGCCGAGGCAAAACACUCCCUUGAGCAUCACUUGGAGUACUUCAAGGCAGUAGCCGACGAAUGGCUAGAGCGCGAGCAUCAGUACAAGACCGAAAUAAAGCGGCUCGAGGUCCUGCUUUCGAGAACGUCUCGUGAUGGGCUAGAGGCGGUAACUCUUGCUCGAGCUAAUAGUGUUCUUGAUAGAGACAGCCCUCAGGCAAAGCACCUUGUCUCUAAGCUUAAACGUCUCGAUUCGAUGGGCGACAUACCUCGCAUAGUAGAUAAGUAUAUGCCUGGACCCGUUGCUAAGGUUCUAGAUAGAGCCAAUGACUUCUUCAUGAGCGAGAAGAUGCGGCUACAAGAUGCUACCACAAAUACCACAUUAGCUCAUUAUGGAAAUAGAUUUCCGCGUCAUGCGACGGUAGGACCUCACAGACCAAGGAACGACGCAUUGGUGACGAAGGUGGAAACAGAGUAUCCAAACACUCCAGCAAGGGUUGCAGAGUUGCAUCCAUUGUUCUCAGAUGAUGUAUUCGACGUACCAAAUUUGGAUCGUAAAGGGCCAGUACAUCCAGAUGAGUCUACGCAUCAAGAAAGGCGAAGCAGGCGACAUAUACUAGAAAAUCUACUGGAUUGCGAGGUAUCCCAGAACAGUGGCAAAGACACCUCCUCUCGAGAAAAGACCCAUCAAAGAGCGAGUAUAGCUAGAGUCAACCAAGCGCUCGACGGCCCGAGCAUUCGUAGUCUGGACUCUAGACAUUUGCGAGGUUGGUCAGGCGUGUCGGGAUUCUCCUUUGUACCUGGGGAUGAUGCCUCUCCGAUACUCGUUAGUAGUGGGGCCAGCGAUGAGACUACAAUUGCGACACCCGCUGAGGAAUAUGCCAUUAACGAGGAAAUUGUCGAAUCGCGUCCACAUGAACAAGAUAGGGUAAACCCCAUGCAUAAUCUGGGAAGGCCAAUAGAAUCAUGGGAAACCCAGUGGUCGCCAGGCGCAACAGGUGCCGGCGGGCAGGAAUCUAGCACGAGCAAUAUCAAUUCCUCUAACGUUGGGUCUGCGAAACUACCGCUAUGGCGGUAG
Annulohypoxylon maeteangense is the source of this 1458-nucleotide messenger RNA. RefSeq lists its product as uncharacterized. The transcript has 4 exons. Bases 1 to 1458 code for a protein of 485 amino acids. The record is from RefSeq and is a predicted model, not a curated record. NCBI's taxonomy places the organism in Eukaryota, Fungi, Ascomycota, Sordariomycetes, Xylariales, Hypoxylaceae.